This is a messenger RNA of Nicrophorus vespilloides, 2180 nucleotides long. Its product is annotated as long-chain fatty acid transport protein 4-like. Bases 105 to 2096 code for a protein of 663 amino acids. Gene Ontology annotation, biological process: triglyceride homeostasis. Gene Ontology annotation, cellular component: endoplasmic reticulum. Lineage: Eukaryota; Metazoa; Arthropoda; Insecta; Coleoptera; Silphidae. The transcript is spliced from 9 exons. The record is from RefSeq and is a predicted model, not a curated record. Gene Ontology annotation, molecular function: long-chain fatty acid transmembrane transporter activity; long-chain fatty acid-CoA ligase activity.
AUUGGAGGUUACUUAUGGUGCGUAAUUGUUUGUAGGUUCAUGGCCAUGAAGGUGACCCAGAGGUGGGGAAAGUACCUGAAGAGGAGCGCUCGAGAGCCGCCAACAUGAGGAGCUAUAAAACACGGCCAGUGCGCGUCGUGUUGCGACGUGUGAUGGUCAUCAUGAUAAUCAGUGCUAUUUUAGCUGCUGUCGCGGCGCUCGUAUGGUACUUCUUGGGAUGGCAAUCCGUGGUGCAACUGGUCCUCGUUGCUAUCGUCGCGUAUUUGGCCACAGGAAAGUACAAAUGGUUCGUCGUCGCUAUCAAAACGGCUCCAAGGGACAUUAGAGCGUUAUUUGGAUAUAUAAGACUUUUGAUUCAAAUUAAGGGAUAUCAAAGGAAAAAUCUUAUAUUAGCUGAUAUAUUCCAGCAGCAUGUCAAGAAACAUCCAAAUAAAACUUGUAUCAUAUACGAUGAUCAGGAGUGGACGUUCGCCGAGGUGGAAGAGUACAGUAAUAAAAUAGCCAAUGUAUUUAAAAGUCACGGUUACAAGAAGGGAGACAUCGUCGCUUUGUAUUUGGAGAACAAACCCGAAUACAUUUGCACGUGGCUGGGAUUAUCAAAACUAGGCGUUAUAGUUCCUUUAAUAAACACCAAUUUGAGACUUAAUUCGUUAGUGCAUUCCAUUACCGUGGCCAAGAGUCAAGCAGUCAUUUUCGGAGCAGAAUUAUCGCAAGCCGUCAAAGAUGUCCUGGAUAAAAUCGAAUCCAAGGUGGCCCUUUACGAAUUGACCAGCUUGAGAGAGCAGCCGCAUCCUUUGCAUACUAGUUUCCAAAAUUUGAACGCCCUUUUAGCAGAAGCUAAUCCAACACCGCCGACCAUCACAGAUAAAGUAGGAUAUCACGACAAUUUGGUUUAUAUCUACACUUCCGGGACAACAGGAUUGCCAAAAGCGGCCGUGAUCAGCAAUUCACGGUAUAUAUUUAUCGCCGCAGCGAUUCACUGGUUGGCUAGAUUCAAGAGUUGCGACAGAUUUUACACUCCGUUACCCUUGUAUCAUACAGCUGGAGGUUGCAUGUCCACGGGGCAGAUGCUGAUAUUCGGAAGCACUCUAGUCAUAAGAAAGAAAUUCUCCGCUUCUUCCUAUUUCACUGAUAUUCGAAAGUACGACUGCACCGUCGCCCAAUAUAUCGGAGAAAUGUGUCGAUACAUUCUGGCAGUUCCCAGCAAUCCAGAUGAAUCAAUCCACAAGCUACGGUUAAUCUUCGGGAAUGGACUGAGGCCACAAAUCUGGACAGAGUUCGUAGAUCGCUUCCAGAUUCCUAGAGUGGCAGAGUUCUACGGUGCCACAGAAGGCAAUGCGAAUAUCGUUAACGUUGAUAAUACUGUUGGUGCAAUUGGAUUCAUUUCCCGAAUUAUUCCUGCGGUAUAUCCAAUCAGCAUAAUUAAAGUGGAUCCUACAACCGGCGAACCAAUCAGAGAUGCUCAUGGUCUGUGUAUGCUCUGCAAGGCGAACGAACCGGGCGUAUUCAUUGGUAAAAUUAUCCCUGGAAAUCCUUCGCGCGCUUUCUUAGGGUACGUGGACAAAGAAGCAUCCCAGAAAAAGAUCGUUCACGACGUAUUCAAAAAAGGCGAUUCGGCAUUCCUAUCGGGCGAUAUUCUCGUCGCCGAUGAAUUGGGCAACUUAUUUUUCAAAGACAGAACCGGUGAUACAUUCAGGUGGAAAGGAGAGAACGUGAGCACUUCGGAAGUCGAGGCGGUAUUGAGUAAUUUGGCAGCUUAUAAAGACGUAGUUGUUUAUGGCGUAGAGAUUCGUGGCCAGGAGGGUAGAGCUGGUAUGGCUGCGAUUUUGGAUCCAGAAGGCACUUUGGAGUUCCGCGGCUUAGCUGAUGGUAUAAAGAAAGGACUACCUUCGUACGCACGACCUAUAUUUAUUCGAACCCUAACUAAACUCGAUAUGACUGGCACAUACAAACUAAAGAAAGUGGAUCUGCAAAAGGAAGGAUUUGAUCCUAAAGCUAUUACUGAUAAUAUAUAUUACCUGGACAACAGCGGCCAGUAUCAACACUUAACUCCAGAAGUGUACGCUAAAAUUAACGAUGGAUCGAUCAGACUUUAGUUGACUAUCUCUGUAUAUGUGAUCUUAUAUUUAUAUUUACAUUAAAUAAAAUUGAAAUAUAUUGUUAUAAUAUAUAUAUACACA